GAGUGGAGCAGUCCUGGUGGGGUGAAGAACCCGGCAAGGCCCGCCCCGAUUCGGGCCCCCUGCCCUUGUCCCCUGGGCCAGGGGUGCGGGUGAAGUGGGGGGCCCGAGGGUACCCAGAGGCGCCGUCUGGACGGAGGCCGGAGCUGGCGGCUUUGUAGGGACAGCAGAAAGAAGCCAUGCUUACUUGGGGGGCUGCCUCCCUGACUCCAGACCGCUUUGCGGUGUCUGCUGAGGCAGAGGAGAAGGUUCGGGAGCAGCAGGCCUACUUGGAACACAUUUUCAGUGUGAGAAUGAGCAUCCUCCCCAAGGACUGUCCGGAAAACCCUCACAUCUGGCUGCAGCUUGAGGGCCCACAGGAGAAUGUCAGCAGAGCCAAGGAUUACCUGAAGGGUCUUUGCAGCCCAGAACUACAGAGUGAAAUCCACUACCCACCCAAACUGCACUGUAUCUUCCUGGGAGCCCAGGGCUUCUUCCUUGACUGCUUGGUUUGGCGCACCUCGGCCCACCUAGUGCCAGGGGCACCAGGCUCACUGAGGAUCAGUGGCUUAAUGGAAGCCUUUGUCAUGGCUCAGAGCCUGGUGGAAGCCCUGGUGGGGAAGCUGAGCUGGGACUUUGAGCCACAGCCACACCUGCAAGCCUCCUCUGGUGCUGGGGGUGUGUUGAGAGAUUUCUCUGCUCUGCUGCGGUGCCGGGAAGAUGUCCAUAGCGAGGCUCUCCUGCGGCUGCCUCUGGCUGUACAAAUGGAACUGCUGAGUCUGGUGCAGGAGGCAUCCAGGGGGCAGGGGCCACAAGCACUCCUCUCUUGGGAAGGGAGGACCCCAGGCCUGUGGGAUGUUCAGAACCAAGGAGUCAAAGGGCUCCAGAAUGAAGGUGGGAGGUCUCUGGACACUGCUGUGGCUGUGGGGCAGGAAGAAUCUAAGGGAGCAAGAGUUAAGAGUCACACCGUGAAGGAGGGUGGGAAACAGGAUGGCUCUAGAGGGAUGGAUUCGGGAUGGAAGGAUGUCACUGGGGAAGAGGCCUGGGAGAAAUCAGAAGCUGUCAGGCCCCAGUCAACAGGUGGAGGAGCAGGGGAGGUUGGGUUCCUGCAAGGAAAAGUCCUGGGGAAGGACAGAGCACCUCAGGAAAGAGGAGGGAUGAGUGUCCAGGGUGGCUCCUGGCAGAGGGCAGCUCCACCCUCUUUCCUCCAUCACCUCCAUAAUGGGGAAGGCUCCUCUCCAAGAGUGCCUAGCCCCCCACCUGCGCCUGAACCCCAGUUGCCCAGUGGAGACCGAGGAAGAGAUCGGAGAAACAGGGGAGACAAGCAGCAGGCUGUGGCUCGAAGUCGAGGAGGGUCUCCUUGGAAACGAGGCACACGUGGGGGCAACUUGGUGACUGGCACUCAGCGUUUUGAGGAGGCUCUACAGGAUCCUUUUACCCUGACCCUUGCCAACGUGCCUGGCAACCCAGACCUCCGCCAUAUUGUCAUCGAUGGCAGCAAUGUGGCCAUGGAGCAUGGCCGCCAGCAGUAUUUCUCCAGUCGGGGCAUCGCCCUUGCUGUGCAACACUUCUGGGACCGUGGGCACCGAGAUAUAACGGUCUUUGUGCCUCAGUGGCGCUUCAGUAAGGAUUCUAAGGUCAGAGAGAGUCACCUCCUGCAGGAGCUGUACUCCCUCAGCCUGCUGUCCCUUACCCCCUCCCGAGUUGUGGAUGGCAAGAGGAUCUCCUCCUAUGAUGACAGGUUCAUGGUGAAGCUGGCUGAAGAGACCAAUGGGAUCAUUGUCUCCAAUGACCAGUUUCGGGACCUGGCUGAAGAGUCUGACAAGUGGAUGGCAAUCAUCAGAGAGCGACUGCUGCCCUUCACUUUUGUGAAGAACCACUUCAUAGUCCCUGAUGACCCACUGGGGCGAAAUGGCCCAACCCUGGACAAAUUUCUAAAGAAGCCAGCCAGGCAACAGGAGGCUUCUAAGGCUCAGCAUCCUUCUAGGAGCUUUGCAGAACAUGGUAAUAAGCAGCAGGAGAGGGAAGAGGAAAAGGGAAGGAGGGAAGAGGAAAAAGCCAGUGGUGGCAUUCGGAAGACCCGGGAAACAGAGCGGCUCCGGCGCCAGCUGUUGGAGGUGUUUUUGGGUCAGGAUCACAAAGUGGAUUUCAUCCUACAGCGGGAGCCAUACUGUCGGGACAUUAACCAACUGUCUGAGGCCCUGCUGAGUCUGAACUUUUAAGCCUACCUGCCCAUGUGGCUGCUGCCCUGCUAGCUAACCCCAGCUUCUCCCAACUCAGUGCCUUCUGUGACAAGUUCCUUUGCUGCUCGGACUUUGACUCAAGACACACUUGGAGUUGGUGCCUUGAGGAAGCAUUAGGAAGAGGAGUGGGGGGAAUGCUCUUGCCUGGAGCAUUGGGACAGCUCCCUAAAGUGACCUCAUCUUGAGUCAGGACCUCAAGCAGCUCUUGAGAGGUUCUUCUCAAGUCUUUUCUACCUUGUCUUAGCACAGGGUUUUUUGUAGGGAGUGUGGGACAGUUCCUACAAAUCUGGAUUAUUGGCUCCAACCUCAAGCUGAGUAGAAGCUAGUGGACAGGAUGCUUAUCAGACCAGGUAGUGUCUUGCGAGUAUCACAGAAAAUGCUGGUUUUAGAUGGGCUGGGUUGCAGGGGUUACAGCAGGUCGCUGGGGAAAAGGCAAAGUAGGCCUUCAGCCUCAGCUGUGCUCAUUUGGGAUGACUGGCCUUUAUUUCUGCCUUUAAAGAGUAGGAGUAGAAAAUACCCUGCUUGUGGCUGCACAGGCUCCCUAGCCAAAACCUCACUUUUCGAGCAUUUGUAGGCCAAGUCCAGGGCUGUGCCCUCUACAUGUGUCUUCAGUAUAACUUCCCCUAACAGUUGUGUCCCUUUUGGAUAACCUUCAAAUCUACAUUUACAAAAUAGUUAAGGCAACUGUUUUCCUUAUCAAUAUACUCAGGGUUCCUAUAAUGUGUUUGUUCAGAGAAUAACAAAUAUGUCACCAAGUCCCUGGUAAAAUCCUCUUGCUGUAGUGUUUACAGGGUAUUUACCAAAUUGAUGCAAUUUUGUGCUCUGCAAUGACAAUGUGAGGGUGAUCUGCCCCACAAAUUUUCUUCACGGAAGACAGAGGGUGCACAAGGUGACCAACACUUCUGCUGUGUGUGUAUAUACUGUGAUGGUUUAGACAAACCAAUUAUCCAGAAAAUGAAAACAAGAAUCAAGAGUCAGAAGGUGCCUGAUUAGCUACCAAACCAAUUUCACUGUCACAUGACAUGCCUUCUCUAUCCUGAUUGCUGUAAGUCAUUUCCAUGUCUCUGCUUAAGUUCUCCCUGUGCCACGGAUUUGCUACCUUAAAUGUAGCAUAUUCUUCACACAGGCAA
Messenger RNA from Dipodomys spectabilis (banner-tailed kangaroo rat), 3349 nucleotides. It is a transcript of the gene Khnyn, whose product is annotated as KH and NYN domain containing. Gene Ontology annotation, molecular function: RNA endonuclease activity; mRNA binding. NCBI's taxonomy places the organism in Eukaryota, Metazoa, Chordata, Mammalia, Rodentia, Heteromyidae. Gene Ontology annotation, cellular component: cytoplasmic ribonucleoprotein granule; nucleus. The transcript has 8 exons. The coding region runs from base 177 to 2198 and encodes 673 amino acids. The record is from RefSeq and is a predicted model, not a curated record.